Messenger RNA from Chaetomium fimeti, 864 nucleotides. RefSeq lists its product as uncharacterized. The transcript has 2 exons. NCBI's taxonomy places the organism in Eukaryota, Fungi, Ascomycota, Sordariomycetes, Sordariales, Chaetomiaceae. The record is from RefSeq and is a predicted model, not a curated record. The coding region runs from base 54 to 839 and encodes 261 amino acids.
CAUCGCUAGCUUCCAUGCCAACUUCUUGAAUCCGGCAUCAAAAUUCAAGAACAAUGGAGGGUUACCAACUUCACAAACUCGUCCUUAGGGACACAUACACAACCGGGUCAUCGGCCCACGAAGCGCGUCGCGCUCAGGCGAUGAGUUCGCUCACAUCCCCAACCGCCCACGGCGGCAUGGGUUUGAAUGCAGACCAGGUCCACGAGGCGAUUACUGCUGCCACUGGCACCGCCUGCGAGUUGUUUUAUUCCCACCCUGUCGACCCCGACCAUGUGAGCCACGAGCUCUUCCAGUUGUUAGUCUGGCAACACAUCUACCUCGUCCACUCGCGAGACUUCCCAUGGGAGGAUCUUAUUCCCGUCGCUGCCUCCGACCGCACCGGCCCAAGGGCAUCCGGGUAUGCUGAAUACCACCGAGAUGCGAAGAUGAAACUAUGGGCCCAUGGCGAGAUGAAGCGUUGGAUCGAUUCGCUCGCCCCAACGCUCGGCCAGAAAUCGACCUUUGGUCCCGUGGACUUUGGCACCGCGAAUGCUGGCCCCGUGGACUUUACCGCCACGUAUGAUGGCCCCGUGGACUUUACCGCCGGGUAUGAUGGCCCCGUGGACUUUGGCACUGCGACAUCCGGCAAGGUGGACUUUGGCAAGUCUUCUCAACGUUCGGGUUAUGGCGGGGCGGAUUUGGACUCGCUUAACAACUCACCGGAGUCGGUCACUUCACAGGGCUCUUCCCCAACGGGAGGCAGCGCUUUGCAGUGGGCGGCAGUGCCACCGCGUCCUCGCAACAUUUUUGGUUCCUCCAAAAAGCCUGCUGGAUGGUACCAACACAACAGGUCGGACUAGGAAUCCCAGAGCGACGGGCGACGAG